UAUAGCAUUGGGCAUACUACCCAAGAAAGAUAUGCCUAUAAAAAUUGUGCAAUUUGUUGUUAGGUGGCACACUGAGAGAGACUGCUGCUUCAGAUCAUCUUUUGUGUUCUAAUCAUAAUCACCCUAGUUAUCUAGUACUUCAUUGAAAAUGGCCAAGGAAAUGAUGAAGCUAGUUGCAGCGUUUAUUCUGGUUUUGAACUUGUGCAUGUAUAUAAUCGUAUGUGCAACAGCAGGGUGGGCACUUAACAGGGCAAUCGAGCAUGAAAUCAUCACAGGGCUGGAAACUCCACUGCCAAACCCAUACUGGGCAGUCUACUUUCCAAUGGGAAAUGCGGCCACUGGAUUCUUCAUAAUCUUUGCGUUGAUAGCGGGAGUAGUGGGAGCUGCUUCGUGCCUUUCUGGGCUUCACCACUUGCGGUCUUGGACAGGAGAUAACUUGGUCUCAGCUGCUCUCACAGCCUGGGGCCUCACUCUCUUAGCCAUGGGAUUGGCGUGCAAGGAAAUCGAUUUGCACGGCAGAAACUCGCGUCUGAAAACGGUGGAGUCCUUUGUAAUAAUUUUGUCUGCCACACAACUGGUGUAUGUAGCGGUACUCAUUCUCUCGCAUCGCUGAGUAGAAGAACGUGCGAGGGUAUCAGAUUGAAAAGUGUUCACUUCAAUGGUUUUGCUCUUUCUUGCAAGCAUUGUGUUUUAGGUUCAGGAAAACAAUUUGGAGUUUCCUCUAGCAAUUUUUAAGAUUGUCGGAAUUGUUGUUGCUUUAUUCUUUACUUGUCCCAGCUUGGAAUUUUCUAGCUUCUAUUGAUGCGACAUUCUUCAAAAACUAUAUGGAUAUCGUUAAUUUUAUAAAUAUAAUAAAAAAAUUCAUGCUUCA
Messenger RNA from Cryptomeria japonica (Japanese cedar), 871 nucleotides. Its product is annotated as membrane protein PM19L. The coding region runs from base 149 to 613 and encodes 154 amino acids. The record is from RefSeq and is a predicted model, not a curated record. NCBI's taxonomy places the organism in Eukaryota, Viridiplantae, Streptophyta, Pinopsida, Cupressales, Cupressaceae. The transcript has 4 exons.